Molecule: messenger RNA, 1068 nt
Organism: Symbiodinium pilosum
Lineage: Eukaryota; Dinophyceae; Suessiales; Symbiodiniaceae
Source: the annotation of a GenBank genome assembly
GAUGAAGAAACGGUGCUUGUUGAUGAAGAGGAGCCUGACUCCACGGCGGGAGGUCGGUCGACUCCUCGGCGCCGGCGCCGGCGCUCCGCGGGAGGAGAAGAUAUGCAAAUAGCCCGGCUCUUGCAGCUGGAGGAGGUGGCGCAGGCAGGGGUUCUGCCACCCGAGCUCCUAGGGGCCUUGCCCAGGCCUUGCUUGGCUGGGCGCUGGCGAGAGUCGCCCAUGGAUCGCGCACUGCUUGCUGCUGCCUCCACGGGUGGAGCCUUGGCUGAGGCUGUGGCUCAGAGCGUUGACCGGCAAAGCGCCCGUGCCCACAGCGGAUGUCGCUUCGUUGUGACCUUGGCCGGCAGCACCAUGCUCUGCCGGGGCUGCCAUUCCGACAUCCUGCCUGGUUGCCUUAUGAUCCUCUGCAAGCGCGAUUUGUCCCAUCGAACUCAUCCAGCGCAUCCUGCCUGCCUGGCGCUGAUCCGAGGGCUAACCAGGCGGCCAUCUCGAGGCCAUGGGGACGUGCAGUUUGAUGCUGGUCUACAUCCUGCUGCCAGGUCGUCAGCCCUUGCCGCCAUCGAGCAGCUACCUGCAGAUGGUGGAUCUUCGUAUCCAGGGCCUCAUCAUUUGAGUCCACCCGCCUUUCCCGAUGCAGCCUUUCUAGAAGCAGCCGCCUUCAGCGAGGAGGCUGCGAGGCAUGCUCGUCCGACAGGACGCCGAGGCCCGCGACAUCGGCUGCAGAGCGAGCUCCAAGCAAGGCUACAGCAGGGCGGUGAUUUUACUGCGGAAGACUACGAGCUGCUCCUGCAAUUGGACGAGACUUCCACAAGCAGAGCAGACAGAGAUGAGGAGCAGUGUUUGCAGAAGAGUCUCAUUGCGGCCCUUCCCUUGUCAAAAGUAGCUGCUGGCAGCACCAUUGCUCAGUGCAUGAUCUGCCUGGAAAAUAUGGAGGUGGGAGCCAAGAUUAGAACCCUCCCAUGCAUGCAUGUCUUUCACCGCAAAUGCAUCGAUCGAUGGCUUUCCGAACCUGGGCGCAAACCUCGGUGUCCGAUCGAUCAGGCGGAAGUGCAGCUGGCCCCUGCCUGA